AUGGACUUGCACCGGGCUGCCUUCAAAAUGGAGAGCUCCUCCUACCUUCCCAACCCGUUAGCCUCGCCGGCGCUAAUGGUGUUAGCAUCCACGGCCGAGGCCAGCCGCGACGCCUCCAUCCCCUGCCAGCAGCCCCGCCCUUUUGGCGUACCCGUUUCCGUGGAGAAGGACGUGCACCUGCCGUUCAACAACGGCUCCUACACCUUCGCCUCCAUGUACCACCGUCAGGGAGCCGUACCGCCGGGUUUCCCCAACAGGGACUUCCCUCCCUCGCUUCUUCACCUGCACCACCAGUUUGCUCCACCCAACCUGGACUGCUCCCCCAUCAGCAUGCUCAACCACAGCGGCGUGGGCGCCUUCAGGCCGUUCGCGUCCCCUCCGGAGGACCGAGACGGGGCGGGAGGAGGAUACCAGUCGGCUUUCACGCCGGCCAAGCGGCUGAAGGGCUGCCUGGACGCGGAGGCCUCCCCUCACCUGCGCUACUCGGACGCGGAGGGCAAAGAGUACGACUACGGCGGGGCGCAGAUCCCCUCCAGCUCGCCCAGCGCGCUCAAAGCCGUGGAAGACGCCGGAAAAAAGAUUUUCGCCGUGUCGGGCCUGCUGUCGGACCGCGAGACGUCGUCCAGUCCCGAGGACCGCAUUGAACGCUGUAAGAAGAAGGUGUCUCUGUAUGACAGUCAGGCUCCUGUCUGUCCAAUAUGUCAGGUGCUGCUGCGUCCAGGAGAGCUCCAGGAACACAUGGAACAGGAGAUGGAACGACUUACUCAGAUGCAUAUCAGUAAGACCCCAUCACACAAGGAUGUGAGCGUAGCUCCUGGCACGCCCAAGUCCCUCCUGUUGUCAGUGCAUAUCAAGCGUGAGGGCGAGUCUCCGGUUGUCUCUCCACUAUCCUCUGAUGAUGCUCAUCACUCUGACAGAUACCAGACGUUUUUACGAGUGCGAGCAAACAGGCAAACACGAUUGAAUGCCCGGAUCGGGAAGAUGAAGCGUCGAAAGGCGGAAGACGGUCAGGUAUGUCCACUGUGCAGCACCCCGCUGACAGGGACAGAGGAGGAAAUGAAUAGGCAUGUGGAACUGUGUCUUUUCAAGAGGGAAGGAGCGUGCGGAACAGAAGACGACUCGGCAGACAUGGAAGGAGAAAACGGAACGCGCUUCGAGGAGUACGAGUGGUGCGGACAGAAGAGAGUCCGCGCUACCUCUCUGCUGGAAGGCGGUUUCAGAGGAACAGGCUUCGCCACGUGCAGCACGAAGGAGAGCCACGACAGCGACGCCGAUCUCGACGUGGACGGAGACGACACCCUGGAGUACGGGAAAGCACAGUAUACAGAGGCAGACAUCAUCCCCUGCUCCGGAGAGGACCAAGGAGAAGCCAAAGAGCGUGAGGCGCUACGCGGGGCAGUUUUGAACGGUGGCAUGCCGUCCAACAGAAUAACGCCCGAGUUCUCCAAGUGGGCCAGCGAUGAAAUGCCCUCCACCAGUAACGGUGAGAGCAGCAAGCAAGAACCCAGCUCUGCAUCUACAUCCUCCACACCCAGGACCUGUAAAAACAGCGAGAUCGAAAAAAUUACAGAGGACUCCACGGCGACCACGCUGGAAGCUUUGAAGGCUCGUAUCAGAGAACUGGAGAAGCAGAUUCUCAGAGGAGACAGAUACAAAUGUCUCAUCUGCAUGGAUUCUUACACAAUGCCACUUACUUCCAUUCAGUGUUGGCACGUCCACUGCGAAGAAUGCUGGCUUAGGACUCUGGGAAAUAAGAAGCUGUGCCCACAAUGCAACACCAUCACGUCACCAGGAGACCUCAGGCGUGUCUACUUGUGAAGAUCAUAGCCAUCACCUGGAUUGU
Chanos chanos (milkfish) is the source of this 1843-nucleotide messenger RNA. It is a transcript of the gene rnf220a, whose product is annotated as ring finger protein 220a. The record is from RefSeq and is a predicted model, not a curated record. Gene Ontology annotation, molecular function: metal ion binding; ubiquitin protein ligase activity. Gene Ontology annotation, biological process: protein ubiquitination. The transcript is spliced from 14 exons. Lineage: Eukaryota; Metazoa; Chordata; Actinopteri; Gonorynchiformes; Chanidae. The coding region runs from base 1 to 1818 and encodes 605 amino acids.